GUGCUGAGCAGGGGGAAGAAACCUCCUAAAAUCCUCUCUAACUUUCCAGCUUCCCUGCAGCACUUUGCUGCACGCCGUGCUGGUGGGAGCUUGUCAGCCCCUCGGGAAGGAAGCAGGGUGAAGCAGGGCAGGCUGCGUAGCAACUACAUUGCGAAGUGGUAACAAUUCCCAAGUGGGGCAGUAACAAAAUCGAUUUUUCUCCCCUUCAGCUUGGCAGCUCUCCAGGUGCCUGCUCUGGCACAAUGAAGUGUGUAGCUGGGGAGGGAGGGACUUCGGGUUGAUGUGUGGGGGGGUGAUACAAAGAGACAGAAGUUUAAUCAUUGAACCAAUCACACUGGAUGGAUUUAUUUCUGGACUCAAUUUCCCAGGAACUCCACUAUCUCACCCUGGGGGAAAUGCCUCAGCUGAAGUUUCUCUAGCUCCAGCUUCGUGAAUAAAGACCUGUCGCUUUGGAGUUACUCACAGCAGCUCUGUCACUACUGACUCAUCCAUCCGCUUCAAGAAAAUGUUCGCCGUCCACCUGCUAGCUUUCCAUUUCACAAAGCUAAAAGAGGAUCAAAUAAAAAAGGUGGACAGGUACCUGUAUCACAUGCGUCUCUCCGACGAUGUCUUGCUGGACGUGAUGGCUCGCUUCCAGGCUGAGAUGGUGAAGGGCUUGGGGAGAGACACGAACCCCACAGCAACAGUCAAAAUGCUGCCGUCUUUUGUGCGCUCGCUUCCCGAUGGCUCAGAGAAGGGUGACUUCCUUGCUGUUGACCUGGGCGGCUCCCAGUUUCGUGCCCACCAGGUGAAGGUGUUUGAUGACGGGAAGCAGAGCAGCCAGCUGGAGAGCAAGUUUUACCCCACACCCAAGGAGGUCAUACAGGGGAACGGAGCUGAGCUCUUUGAUUACGUUGCUGAGUGUCUGUUAGACUUCAUGGAGGCCAAAAACCUGAAGCAUAAGAAGUUACCUCUUGGCUUUACAUUUUCUUUUCCAUGCAAACAGACCAAAUUGGAAGAGGGGGUUCUUCUUGCCUGGACGAAACACUUCAAAGUCCGUGGAGUUCAGGACACGGAUGUGGUCAGCUCCCUGCGCAAGGCCCUCCAGAAGUAUCAGGACAUAGACGUUGAUGUUUUGGCACUGGUCAAUGACACCGUGGGAACCAUGAUGACUUGUGGAUAUGAUGACCAGCGCUGUGAAGUUGGACUCAUAAUUGGGACUGGCACCAAUGCGUGCUACAUGGAGGAAAUGAGGCACAUCGAUCUGGUGGAAGGUGAUGAGGGGAGGAUGUGCAUUAACACAGAGUGGGGGGCCUUUGGAGAUGACGGUGCUUUGGAUGACCUCCGCACAGAGUUUGAUCGGGAGCUCGAUCUGGGAUCUCUCAAUCCUGGAAGGCAACUGUUUGAGAAGAUGAUCAGCAGCCUGUACUUGGGGGAACUUGUAAGACUCAUUCUCCUAAAAAUGACAAAGGAAGGUCUACUCUUCAAUGGGAAAGUGUCAACAGCUCUGCUUACUAAGGGCAAGAUCGAAAUGAAACAUGUGUCUGCAAUGGAAAAAUAUAAGGAAGGUCUGAGCAACACGAAAGAGAUCCUUACAGAGCUGAACCUGUUUCCCUCUGAAGAGGACUGCAUCGCUGUUCAGCAUGUCUGCACCAUCGUUUCCUUCCGCUCGGCCAACCUCUGUGCUGCCGCCUUAGCAGCCAUACUGACUCGACUGAGAGAGAAUAAAAAACUGUUAAGGAUGCGAACCACUGUUGGGAUUGAUGGGGGACUCUAUAAAACCCAUCCCCAAUACGCCAAACGUCUGCACAAGGUGGUGAGAAGGCUGGUCCCAAACUGUGAUGUUCGGUUCCUCCUCUCUGUGAGCGGCAGUGGGAAGGGGGCUGCCAUGGUCACGGCGGUGGCAUACAGGCUGGCCGCUCAGCGCAAGCGAAUCGAUGCUGCUCUCGCACCAUUUCUGCUGUCCCUGGAGACCCUCAGAGAAGUUAAGAACAAAAUGAGGAGCGAGCUGGAAUAUGGGCUAAAGCGAGAGACGCAGGCCAGUGCCACAGUGAAGAUGUUACCCACGUAUGUCUGUGGGACACCAGAUGGAACAGAGAAAGGAAAGUUCCUUGCCCUUGAUCUUGGUGGGACAAAUUUCAGGGUUCUGCUGGUCAAAAUCAGAAGUGGAAGGAGAAGAUCAGUGCGAAUGUAUAACAAAAUCUUUGCCAUUCCUUUGGAGAUCAUGCAAGGGACGGGGGAAGAGCUCUUUGACCAUAUUGUCCAGUGCAUAGCAGACUUUUUGGAAUAUAUGGGGAUUAAAGGUGCUCGACUGCCUCUGGGCUUCACCUUCUCCUUCCCAUGCAGGCAAGCCAGCAUUGACAAGGGAACACUUGUGGGAUGGACAAAAGGUUUCAAGGCAACAGACUGUGAGGGGGAGGAUGUUGUUGAUAUGCUGAGAGAGGCCAUCAGGAGAAGAAAUGAGUUUGACUUGGACAUUGUAGCAGUGGUGAAUGACACCGUGGGGACAAUGAUGACAUGUGGGUAUGAGGAUCCAAACUGUGAGAUCGGCCUUAUCGCAGGAACAGGCAGCAAUGUGUGCUACAUGGAGGACAUGAAAAACAUAGAAAUAGUGGAAGGGAAUGAAGGAAAAAUGUGCAUUAAUACAGAAUGGGGAGGAUUUGGUGACAAUGGCUGCAUUGACAACAUCAGAACAAAGUAUGAUAAAGAAGUAGAUGAGGGCUCACUAAACCCAGGGAAACAGAGGUAUGAAAAAAUGACCAGUGGAAUGUACCUAGGUGAAAUAGUAAGGCAAAUUUUGAUCGACUUAACCAAACAAGGACUGCUGUUCAGAGGACAGAUUUCGGAAUCACUCCGGAAAAGAGGCAUAUUUGAAACAAAAUUCCUGUCUCAGAUUGAGAGCGACCGGCUCGCCCUCCUCCAAGUCCGGCGAAUUCUGCAGCAGCUCGGCCUGGACAGCACGUGUGAAGACAGCAUCAUCGUGAAAGAGGUGUGUGGAGCUGUUUCAAAAAGAGCCGCCCAGCUCUGUGGGGCAGGCCUGGCGGCUAUCGUGGAGAAGAAGAGAGAAAACCGAGGUGUGGAGCACUUGCAAAUCACCGUAGGAGUAGAUGGGACUUUGUACAAGCUUCAUCCACAUUUUUCUAGGGUCCUGCGGGAAACAGUGAAGGAACUGGCACCCCAGUGUGAUGUGACUUUCAUGCUUUCUGAAGAUGGAAGCGGGAAGGGAGCUGCUCUCAUUACUGCAGUAGCAAAAAGAUUGCAUAAUGUUGGACAGAAGUAAAAAUGAGAGGUCAAGUCAUUUCAGCAGGGCCAGGCGUGUGCACUAGAGAUUUGCUGAGCGGUGAUUCAAGAUAGCUUUGCCAGACACCAGUACCCAGGUACCCGUUUUCAGGGAGCAGUUGGUUUUUGACCAAGCAGGAUUGUGGAUUUUUGUCCUUUGAUAACUUGGAUCGGGUGUUUCUGCUCCCCACUGGCAUUAUGUCUUGGCAUACUGCAGUCUACUCAGUUCUGUACUUCAUGCAAUGCAUCUAUAAUGCACAUGGGAGAGUGAAAACAAAACAAACAAACAAACAAACAAAAUCAACCCCAAAUAUGUCUUUUUACAAUGGCUUGAUUAAGCUACUGCACCACAACUGAAUUUAUCACCAGUUUCUUAGGAUUUAUGUGUGUUUUAGUUUUGGCUUGGCCUGGCUCAAGGAAUAUUGAGAUCCUGAUGUUGCACCUAUCUGGUUGGACAUAUUUGUUCAAUGCUUCACAGGUUUUACAAUAAAUUUGCAGGUAAAAUAAAUUAAUGGACUUCAGUCAGUGAUGCUCCCCACAUCCGCUACCUUGGUUGCAAGUGUAUUGUAAUGUAAUACUUCCUUGAGUACAGCAGGCAUGUUUAUUAGAUGAAUGUAAAGAAAAAAAACACAAUUCCACAAACUAUCAGUUUGUAUCAAAAUACAUUAGUGCAUCUGAGUGCAGAGAAACCUAAACCAGCGCUGGAUGGAUUCUGACUGUGACUGAUUCUUUUGAUAGUGGGGGAAAGAGAGAACGUAGAAGCAGCUACAGGGUCUGCUAUGUCUAUGUCAGGGCUACGUAGAGAGUAUCAAACCCAUUUAUCUUUGGGCUGCCAAAGUAGCUGCGUAGAGAGAAAAAAAAAAAAAAUCACCUGAAUUUCUGAAAUUCUUCUCUUUGUUUUCCUUCAGUUAUCUCCUUGCCUGUUCAUGAGAGGAUAGUUUCUAUUUUGUGGAAAGGAGUUUAUCCUUGUUUUUCAUUUUCUGUUGCUCGCUGCUCUGCCUGUCUGUAGUCUGUUGAUAAUAAAUCUGUGGUGCUGUGA
Messenger RNA from Tyto alba (common barn owl), 4297 nucleotides. RefSeq names its product hexokinase domain containing 1 (gene HKDC1). NCBI's taxonomy places the organism in Eukaryota, Metazoa, Chordata, Aves, Strigiformes, Tytonidae. Gene Ontology annotation, biological process: glycolytic process; intracellular glucose homeostasis; glucose 6-phosphate metabolic process. Gene Ontology annotation, cellular component: mitochondrion; cytosol. Bases 506 to 3259 code for a protein of 917 amino acids. The record is from RefSeq and is a predicted model, not a curated record. Gene Ontology annotation, molecular function: mannokinase activity; glucokinase activity; D-glucose binding. The transcript is spliced from 18 exons.